Phlebotomus argentipes is the source of this 1487-nucleotide messenger RNA. RefSeq names its product thioredoxin domain-containing protein 5 homolog (gene prtp). Bases 185 to 1354 code for a protein of 389 amino acids. The record is from RefSeq and is a predicted model, not a curated record. The transcript has 3 exons. Gene Ontology annotation, molecular function: protein disulfide isomerase activity. Gene Ontology annotation, biological process: protein folding. Gene Ontology annotation, cellular component: endoplasmic reticulum. NCBI's taxonomy places the organism in Eukaryota, Metazoa, Arthropoda, Insecta, Diptera, Psychodidae.
GGCACCAGAGAACCGGAUUGUCAUUCGUCUUCUAGUUCGCCCAAUAUUCAGUCACAUUUUCCGCAGUAUUUGAUUUAUCUUUUUGAUUUAUUUUAACUCUUAUCAGUAACUCUACAAAGGGGAAUUUGAGGGCGUAUUCGUAGAAUCCUCUGUGUAGCGAAGAGAAGUCUCUAUUGUAUUAAAGAUGCGGGGUGCUGUGCUUGUUCUGCUCGCUAGUUUCUUAUCAAUUUCACUUGGUCAUGAGGAACUUGUUCACACAAUCCAAUUGACGAGUGAGAAUUUCAGUAAGGAAAUUAAGGAGAGUAAUUACUUUGUGAUGUUCUUCGCGCCAUGGUGUGGACACUGCAAGCGCUUGGCCCCAACGUGGGAGCAAUUGGCCGAGAUGUUGAACACCAAGGAGGGUUCGCGGGUGAAGAUCGGAAAGGUGGACUGCACCGAGGAGGAUAGCGUGUGUUCGGCACAUGAAGUCACGGGAUAUCCGACGCUCAAGUUCUUCAAGUUGGGCGAGGCGGAAAGCACGAAGUUCCGCGGCACGCGAGAUCUGCCCACUCUGACCACCUUCAUCAACGAACAACUGGGCGAGACUGAAGAGAAGGAGACUGAGGAUGAGAAGCCGGAAGUGCCGGAAGCUGUCCAGGGCCUGCAGGAGCUCACAGAUGAGACUUUCGGCAAGUUUGUGGCGAAUGGGAAGCACUUUGUCAAAUUCUAUGCUCCUUGGUGUGGACAUUGCCAGAAGUUGGCGCCCACGUGGAAUGAUCUCGCCAAGGCGCUGGAGCACGAGAAGGCUGUGUCCAUCUCGAAACUGGACUGCACUCAGUAUAGGCCCAUUUGCCAGGACUUCGAAGUGAAGGGAUAUCCGUCGCUGUUGUGGAUCGAGGAUGGCAAGAAGGUGGAGAAAUACUCGGGCGGACGCUCUUUGGAUGAUCUCAAGGCCUAUGUGGACAAGAUGGUUGGCAAGGAGGCGAAGCCGGCCGAGAAGACUCAGGAGGACAGCAAAGAGGAUUCACCACAAGUCGCUCUCCAGCUCACUGCAGACACCUUCGAUCAUGCCAUCGAGACUGGAGUGACCUUCGUGAAGUUCUUUGCCCCGUGGUGCGGACACUGCAAGCGCCUGGCUCCAACCUGGGAGGAGCUGGCCGUUAAAUUUGUGGGCAAUGGCAAUGUGAAGAUUGCCAAAGUGGACUGCACCGUGGCGGAGAACAAGGAGUUGUGCUCCCUGCAGGACGUCGACGGCUUCCCCACGCUGCAUUUGUACAAGAAAGGUGCCAAACUGGAGGAGUACAAUGGCUCCAGGACUCUCGAUGCGCUGUACGACUUCGUGGCGAAGCACGACAAGGGACAUGAUGAGCUGUAGAGAGGAUUCAUGAGUGUACAACUGCGGAGGUAUACUUAUGAAGAUAUCGAAUGGGACGAUUGAGGGUGUUCCUUAACUUCCAUUGCUCCAUAAAGAAUUGAAGAAGUUUCCAAUAAAGAAAACCCUUUGUAAA